Messenger RNA from Botrytis cinerea B05.10, 2449 nucleotides. RefSeq lists its product as hypothetical. The transcript has 3 exons. The coding region runs from base 442 to 2082 and encodes 546 amino acids. NCBI's taxonomy places the organism in Eukaryota, Fungi, Ascomycota, Leotiomycetes, Helotiales, Sclerotiniaceae. The record is from RefSeq and is a predicted model, not a curated record.
GGGUAAUCUUACUCAAAACCUUAUUUCGAACCAAAUCACCACCCACUUCAACAAUAUAGAUUACAUCCACUGAAACUGGACUAUUCUCAUCAUUCAUGGCGAUGACAAUCUCCUCAAUAUCUCCAGAACAGGGCGAGCCCAAGUAUGGAAAGCUCAGUGUUACUUGAUAACUCGCUAUCUACAUGCUCCGUACCUGUGUACCGCCAUGCUCAAUGUGUUAACGUUACAUCAUUCACCGACAGAUGCCUUCAAUGAUUGAUCCACAAUUCCGGAGUUUAUGACAUGAAUGGAAUCUUGACUGCGUAUCAAUAAUGCGAAUUUCCCGGCCCCUCAGUUUACCCCGCGGCCACGGGACAUGACACCCCCAUCUAUGUAUCUUAUUGAUGAUAAGGUGUCCAACAUUUAUACGCCAUGAAUUUCCCCUGAUACGUAUCACUGUUCAUGACUGUCUCCAAAAUGCGUCUUUCAAAAGUUGCUACAUUGUUUUUCCUCGCCCGUUCGACUGCUCAGGCUCGAUCUUAUGUUAGCACUCUGUCACAAAAUGCCCAAGGACUCUUCAAUGAGUCUAUGGACUAUCUGGAUAGGGCAUACGACGAAAACGCUGGCUAUCUUUAUGAAACAAGCGGAUCUGCUGCAUUGAGACACGAUACUAGAAGUUCAGCAUGGUACGCCAUCGGACUUUUGGCAAGGAACCAAGGCUCGGAUGUAUCCGAAGCCGAGAAGAUAAUCUCCAAUGUUAUUGACGGUCAAUUCAAGGACCCUGAAGCGCAGUGGUAUGGGGACUAUCAGAAGGAACCAGAGGAACCGGAAGUGGGAAGCUCAUAUUAUGCGCCGAGUAUAUACAAUUCAUGGGAUCCAAACUGGCGUGGCUUCAUAGGAACAGCCUUCAUCGUUGGUCUUGAGGAGUUUGGUUCCCUCAUCUCGUCAAAUGUGACUAGUCUGAUGCUAGAAUCAUUGUACAAUUCGACCGUGGGCGACAGUUAUCGUGUCGGUGGAGUAGACGGCGAUAACCUGUAUCCUGCUUACACUAAUCCUUCAAUAAUGAGAGCUUUCGUUUCCGGAUGGACCGGUCGUCGGUGGAACGACACUAAUAUGACAAUUGCUGGCGAGAAUUAUGCUCAGCAAAUUGUUGACUUGUUCGACCGGGCCAACACACUUUCGGAGUUCAACAGUGGUACUUACACUGGUGUAUCUUUGUUCGCCAUGAGUUUGUGGGCGAAGUAUUUGCCCGAAGAUUCUGUCAUGAAACAAAGAGGUGCUUCGAUGAUCCAGUAUACUUGGGAAGCAGUAUCCAACCUGUGGCAUCCUCAACUUCUGAAUGUUGCUGGUCCUUGGGAUCGUUCAUACGGUUUUGAUAUGACGAAAUAUUUGAGCCUUCUGGCACUCCAUAUCUGGAACGCUGUAGGAAAGUCCAAGUCUUCAAUCAUCGACAAGCCUUAUAUUAUGUCACACAAUGCCGAUUUUGCUUAUGGUCCAUUAUUUGCAAUAUUGUCCGAGUUCCACAACAGUUUAAUACCAGCAAAUGUAACAGAUGCCCUUGUAAACUUCAAAGGGGAGCACACAUUUACUUCUUCAACCUAUUCACCACCGUUCGACUACUAUCCUCGCAAUAUUACAGCUUGGCUUGCAAACAACAUCAGUAUUGGCGCUGAAACAUUCAAUGAAAAUGUUGUAGGUGGACCUGCUAAGAACCAAGGCACCUUCAACCCCGCUCUUAUGCAGUGGAAUACUGGCAAUGGAAUUGGCUGGCUCACGCUCUAUGCAACAGAAAUGCAUGUUAUUGCCGAAGCUGGUAAUGGGUCGUUGAAUUUGACGUAUCCGGAAGGAAAUGAUACCUCAAUUUUUACCUUUUUAUUUUCGCCAUUUGCCGCGAAGAGGACUAUUUCAAGCAUUGAAGAUAUACAAGGGUUGAGUUUGAAUGUCUCUGGUACAGUUGACAUGAAUUAUACCUUGUCUUACGCAGGAGAGUUUGGCGGCACAGAUGCCACUAUUAAUGAUUUUGAGUAUUGGAAUGUAACCUUUUCAAUGCCAACCGGCUCGACCAAAGUACCCCAUAUUCUUCUUGAGGUUGACCUUUGGUAAGAAGGGUAUUCGAACUGCGUAUAUAUGUAUAUAGUUAGACUCAAUAGUUCAAGAUACGUUAUAUAAUACUGGGUAUUCUCAAACCUUGCUCAUUAUUGGGAAUCAUAGCAUGCGGCCGGUGGGCUGAGGUCAAGUUAGUGCUUGCAAAUAUAUGCGAGAGAGUUAAAUCCAAUGGGAAAUUGCAUGGGAUACCAUCAUCCUUCGUCAUCAGUUGAUUGAUUUGAUGUCCUAUAAUGACCUUCCUAUCUCUACCAGGAUCGUUGAAAUAUCAGACCCCACGAUCGAAAUAAUGACGCCGCCAAAUCCACGGAUACCAGGUCCAAUAACCUGAUUACUAAAUCUAGUAAGCUGUUGACGUUUGAAAACA